Gigantopelta aegis is the source of this 4141-nucleotide messenger RNA. Its product is annotated as zinc finger protein 619-like. The transcript is spliced from 2 exons. The record is from RefSeq and is a predicted model, not a curated record. Bases 526 to 2475 code for a protein of 649 amino acids. NCBI's taxonomy places the organism in Eukaryota, Metazoa, Mollusca, Gastropoda, Neomphalida, Peltospiridae.
UUAAGACUAUAUAUCAAAAUUACCAAAUUGUUGGCAUCAAUGUGCUCUAGUGAUGUUGUUAAACAAAACACUCUUCUUUUUUUUCUUGUUGAUAACCACUGGCUGUUUCGGGGACACUUCGAAAUUCGGGAGUGCGCACCCCCAAUACCCUCUCCCUGGAUUCGCGCCAAAAAUAUUAAUAACAGCUAAAUCCUCGACAUAUAUUAGUAUUACUACAUGUAAGAGAUAUUUAUGAAUGUAAUACAUAACAUUCUUACGUUUAAUCUUUAAUGUAUUAAAUUCAGGACAGUUUAACAAUGUAUCAAAUCUUCGACAAUAGCAGGGGGCAUAACUCUUAAUUUUCGAAUAGCAAAAAAAAAAAAAAAAAAAAUGUCAUAUGAAAAAUAUAAUAACUGGUCCCCGGCAUUCAUUCUAGUUGUGCGCCAUCUUUCGUGAAAAAGCCCAGACAAACACUGCAAUGUUUGGUUUUCAAGAAAUUGUUCAAACAGUACUGGCAGAUCUUCCCAGAUCUUGCUGUCCAAAACAAUGAGCGAUGCUGACAUCAUGGCUAAAUCAUACGCAAAAGAAGCGGAGGAGGCAAUGGAGGAAAAUACACAAGAAGACGAGGGAAAGAUUGAGCCCAUGGAAGAUCCACCACCAGUGGUCAAUAAUGACGAACCACUAUCGCUGACCACGCGGUUUGGCCGUAAAACCACUCCCACAAGUCUGGUAACUGGAUCGAUCCUGAGCAGUUUCCGGUACGGUCACAACAGCAAGCUGGCAUGUCGCUUCUGUGGCAAGACCUUCUCACAGGCCGGCUACAUCAAGGCCCACGAGAGACUGCACACUGGGGAGAAACCUUUUGCCUGUUCCAUCUGCGGCAAACGCUUUUCCGACCCGAGCAACUGGAAGAAACACGAACGAGUCCACAAUAACCAGAGCAGCCGCAGCAGUCCUGCGCCUAGCCCACCGAAACCAACCCCACCGCCGACACCAAACAACCUGAGUUCGCAGAGCAUUGCCGACGCUCUGAACAUCACGCCCAGCAUGUCUGUGAUGUCGAAGAUGUCCGAGGACGAGGAGAGGAAGGAGAAGGAAAGGAGUCUGGUGAUUCGAGCAGCAAGCUCUUUAAUCACGUCGUCAAUACAACAGCGGAUGCGUCAAGCCGAUGGGUCGUCGCCGGUUAUCUGUAAGAUCUGUGGCAAACUGUUCUCCAGCCAGAGUUCGCUGUCCACACACAAGAGGAUCCACACGGGCGAACGGCCGUACUCAUGUCGGUCGUGCGGCAAGAGUUUCACGCAGAUAGGCACGCUGCGGACCCACGAGCGCAUCCACACCGGCGAGAAACCGUACAUCUGUAAAGUGUGCGGACGCACGUUUGCGCAGAGCGGCAGUUACAGGAUGCACGAACGCCGCCACAUGACGGAUGCCAUCCAGCGCUGUCACAUCUGCUACGCAACCUUCACUAAGUGGCAGGAUCUGCAACAACACAUGGCGUCGCACCCUCACGUGACUGAGUCAGUCAACGAUUAUGCAAAUUUCUCGCGGUUGGAUAUGAUGAAUCAGAAGAGUGACCCCAAAGACGAGAUUCACUCGAACCAGACGCACGACGGCGUCCUCAUUGACGACCUGCCCUACCACUCGCAGGCGCAGUCGCUCUACCAGAGUGCGUGCCAGUUGCCUCCCUUUUCUUCCAUCAUCCCUUUCAGGGCUCCUGUAGGGACGACAUUUUCGCCAAGCUUCCCACCGCCUAUCGGAAUGUACAACUCUGCUGCUGGUCUGACCCUCGCCGAAUCCUCUGAGCUCGGUCUUCUACGCCCUCACUACUUCCCGAGCAUGUCGUUAGCCACCCAACUGAAGUUGCCGGAACCGUCCCCGGCUCAGGAGAACGAAGUUGUGAGCACCACUAGUCAAAGCCAGGUGCGGAAAGACGGGUCAGACUCCUCCCCUCUGGUAUCUACCCCCGACGCUAAUGACACUAGUCCGAAGAAUGACUUCGAAACGGAGCUGGAUCUGUCUCGGCACCAUGCCCGUCCGACGAGCGAGUCCAGCGAUACAGGGUCACAGUCGCCAGAAGGCAUUGAAAACAACGGAGUAGAUGCCCAGCAGUUGUCGAUCGAACGCCAGAACCUCAACACGAGGAUGAUUCCCUCAUCCAGCAAUGGGCGCAAGCAGCGUCAUCCGAUGCGGCGUUGCAGCAGCAGUACCAGCAGCGAGCAAGAGCUUCCACAGUCGACAUCUUCGCUGCUGUGCAACGGUGCUACGGAUAUCGAGAGUCCGAAGGACGAGGACCAGGCCCUGGUGUCCUACCUGUUGUGGAAGGGCAAGGUUUACAAGUGUGAGCACUGCCACAUGAUCUUCGAGGACUGCACUCUGUACCUGCUUCACAAUGGAUUCCACUCACACGACUCCGACCCGUUCAAGUGCGUCAUCUGCAAGGUGUCCUGCAAGGACCGAAUAGACUUUAACUGCCAUCUCACCAGUCAUAUCAAAUGAGGAGGUGGUUACCACUGAUAACAUUUCUUGAGUACCAAACCUGUAUUUUUUUUUUUUUUUUGGUGGUCACAAUUUGUGUUAUAAGUGCCAGUAUUGCUGGACAGAAAUGGUCUUUGGAUUGGUGUGAAGUGAAGUGAAGUGAAGUGAAGUGAAGUGAAGAAAAUGUCAUUGCUGUUAAAAUUUCUUGAAUACCAAACCUGUAUUUGUUUUUUUACAAUUUUUAGAAUGCAAACUGAUGUCUUUUGAAGUGCCAGUAUUGCUAGACAGAAAGAGUCCUUGGAUUGGUUUGAAGUGAAGUGAAGUGAAGAAAACAUAAUUUCUUUUGCUAAUAUCUUCUGAAUUGCCAGAAAUAGAUCUUGGAAUUGUUUGGUAUUUGCUGAAGUGAACAAGUGAAAUGAAAUGAAGAAUAAAUCAUUGCUGUUGAAAUUUCUUGAAUAUCAAACCUUUAGAUUUGUCACAAAGUGCAAGCUUUCGCUGAUGUCUUCUGAAUUGUUGGUUUUUCUUGGACAGAAAUGGUUCUUGGAAUGGUUUUACAUCUACUAAAGGGAAGAAGUGAAGUGAAAAAAAAGGACAUUGCUCUUGAACUUUAUUGAAUAUCAAACCUGUAGAUUUGUCAGAAGUGCCAGCUUUUCUUGAUGUCUUCUGAAUUGUCGGUUUUUCCUGGACGGAGGUUGUUCUGGGAAUGGUUUGCAUCGGCUGAAGUUUAGUCAGUCAUUGCUGUUGAAAUUUCUUGAGUACCGGGUACCAAAACCUAUAGAUUUGUCACAAGUACAAGCUUUUGCUGAUGUCUUCUGAAUUGUUGGUUUUUCCUGGACAGAAAUGGUUCUUGGAAUGGUAUUACAUCUGCUGAAGGGAAGAGGUGAAGUGAAAAAAAAAAAAAAAAAAAAAAAAAAGUGAAGUGAAUUGAGUGAAGGAAACAUCAUUUCUGUUGAAAUUUUUGGAAUACCAAACCUACAGAUUUGUCACAAGUGCAAGCUUUUGCUGAUGUCUUUUGAAUUGACAGUAUUGCAGGACAGGAGUGGAGUUUGGAAUUGGGUUUUUUGUCUGCUGAAAUCAGCUGGAAAGUAGAAUCUGGUCAUAUUUGGCGGUCUCAAGUUGGCCCAUAGUCUUGUGGGUGUGCGUGCCUAAAAUUACUGGGAAUAACGACAAGAACCAGACGGAACAAACCACAUUAUUGGUCCACCUUUUUAUUUUGUCUUAAAAACCAAUUGUUUUUUAUAAGAUAUGUUUAGAAAUCUGGUGUUGGGCAGGCCCAUAGUCAAGUAGGUGCAGGGCUAAACUGUAUUUAAAAGAUGAAUGACCCAUAUUGGUGCCCUUAUUGUGGUUGAGGAUGGAUGCCUUGAACCUUUAGCUGAUGUAUUCAUGAAACACUGCUAGGUAUACAGAACAACAAAAGAACUGCAAAUAUUAAUGUAGUUUUCGUUAAAGGGACAUAACCUAGUUUUUAAACACUAAGGCAUAUUUUUGACAAUUAAAGCUGUAUUUGACAACUGAAAUCAUACAUUACUUAGAUUUCAUUGUUUAGAUUAUCCAUUUCUGUACAUUCGAUGUGUUUUUGGUCAUCCUGGUGUUUUUAAUAUCACAAAAUGCAUUUUUCAUAUUUUUAGAAAUGCAUGUGAGUCUGAAUAGUAAAAGUUAUGGUGUCGAGUUUUAGUCUAUUUUUAGA